GAAAUAACAAGUAAAUGCCAAAAACUCCCGAGUCUGAACUCUGAUUGUCGCAGAGAAUGUGUGUGAGUGAUAUGGUUGAGUCGGUAGUCGGCGAUGUAGAAGCAGAGGCUGCGGAGGAUUUGGUGCUUAUUGGCUCGUACGAGACGCCAAUUCGACUUGUUCGUGACUCGGCGGAGGAGAUACUGCUGCUGUGGGCAAUUCAACAGCCCACCCUCUGCAAGCAGAAUGCCUUCGUCCGCCAAUCGUCACUGCUCCUCGAUAUCGAGGCAUGUGGCCAUCGCCUCACCAUCUUUCAGUCUCCUUCCUCCAUGAGCACACCUGGAGUAACUGGAGCAGUAAUGUGGGACAGUGGAGUUGUUUUGGGGAAGUUCCUAGAGCAUGCAGUGGACUCGGGGAGGCUUGUUCUUCAGGGCAAAAAGGUGGUCGAAUUGGGCUCAGGCUGUGGAUUAGUUGGUUGCAUUGCAGCUAUGCUGGGCGGUCAAGUUACUCUUACUGAUCUGCCUGAUCGGCUGAGGCUUCUAAGGAAGAAUGUUGAAGCUAAUGUAAUAGACAGGGAUGUACGAGGAUCUGCAACAGUAAGUGAGCUCAUAUGGGGGGAUGACCCUGAUUCUGAAUUAAUUGAGCCUCUGCCUGAUUAUGUACUUGGUUCAGAUGUAAUUUAUAGUGAAGGGGCGGUUGCAGAUCUGUUGGUAACACUGCGGAAACUUUGUGGAGCCCAGACAACAAUUUUAUUGGUGGGAGAGCUCCGAAAUGAUGCUAUUCUUGAAUACUUCUUGGAUGCUGCAAUGAAGGAUUUCAUAAUUGGGCAUGUGGAUCCAACACAGUGGCAUCCAGAUUAUCACAGCAGUCGAGUUGUGAUUCUUGUUUUAGUAAAAAAAAACAGUGGAAACGAGGUUGAAGACUAGAUAUUUGAAUUUCAUCAUGAAGAAAUUAGCUAUAAUCGGGAAAGGAAGAUGAGGAGAGCCUGCCUUGUUCCUAACAUUCUAUUGAUGGGAAAUGCGGCAUUCCAUUUGAAGUUUGAACGGUCCUACCAAGUUGAUAUGAUUCUGCCGAGGCGCAACCACAUUCUCCUUAAUGUGUCCAGAUGAUAUUGUCAAAUUUGAGGGCUCACCUACAAGACUAACUAUCGUAAUGGACUAAUGGGUUUUUCAGUUUUCACAAUUCAAAAAAGAAAUUUUGGGCCCUGUCAAGUUUUGGUUACCAAAAAAAUAAAAGAAUGUUGCAAGAAGCACGAGCAAUUUUGUACAAGAAGGUGGCUUUUGUGGUAAGAUGGGUUUUGGGUUUUCUAGGAACAGAAACAUCCUAGUGAAGCAAUUACAUAUACCAGAGUUUUCCAACACUUGGAAAAGAACCCCAAGGCAUAUAAAGUUAUCCGUACUCUCCCCUCAGUUUCUCAGUUUAUACAGAACUUCUACAAGUCAUAUGCACUUCCACUGGUGAAUAAAAUGAUUGUAGGUUGAAAGGUUCUGAGUAGGUUUUCAUGGGUUUUCCCACCAUCCAUUUUCAUGUCUGCAUUUGUGUUACAAGCGUCUUCAUGCUGAACCCUUGUCGUAAAGGGUCGUUAUUAAACCCCUUUUGGUUGCCUUUGGGUAUAAUUAUUAGCUGGGAGUGGGGUUUGGUUUUGCAAUUGCCAGAUGUUAUUUUAUCCAUCUCUAUGCACUUACAAACUUGAAAGGUUACCAUGUCUCAUCCACUGGUAGAAAAUGAGAAACUAAGGCAUUCUUCAUGUUUUUGAUCAA
Messenger RNA from Nelumbo nucifera (sacred lotus), 1739 nucleotides. Its product is annotated as S-adenosyl-L-methionine-dependent methyltransferases superfamily protein. Lineage: Eukaryota; Viridiplantae; Streptophyta; Magnoliopsida; Proteales; Nelumbonaceae. The record is from RefSeq and is a predicted model, not a curated record.